Molecule: messenger RNA, 5506 nt
Organism: Dromaius novaehollandiae (emu)
Lineage: Eukaryota; Metazoa; Chordata; Aves; Casuariiformes; Dromaiidae
Product: phospholipid scramblase family member 5
Exons: 9
Coding region: 542-1333 (263 amino acids)
Biological process (GO): plasma membrane phospholipid scrambling
Cellular component (GO): plasma membrane
Molecular function (GO): phospholipid scramblase activity
Source: RefSeq, a predicted model, not a curated record
GUCGAUAAAAAUCAGCCUCCAUAUGCUUUUUGCUUUAGAAUGAGUUUUUUUGUUUAUGUUCUUCUUUCAAAAAUGCUCAUCAGUAGCAUUCCUGAACUGCAAGCCCUGGAAUUAAAUCUGCUUGGAUAACCUCCUACAGACUGUUUCAAACCAGUAGGACCUGCAUUAACAGAGAGAACAGAAUAUGGUCCCCAGUACCUCAUUCCGAUCCUCCUGGCUCUGUGCAUAGGCUCUGCCAUUCUUGCAGUCAUGAAUCAUAUCUGCCUGCAGAUCACAUGUGCAUGAUCUCCAUGGCGACUUAGGCACUUGAGGUAGAAAUAUGAGCGGCAUCAUCUCCCCCUGUUGUCCAUCGACAUAAAAUGCAGUGUUCUGCAACAUGAGAAAGGCAAUACAUUUCCUCCAGUUCUUUUGGAAGCUGAUAUGAAGUAGACAGACACCUUCUGAAGUUUUGUGCAUGCUGUGCUCUUUUUUUCUUUGCUGCAACAAGAAAAGCCUUUUCUUUUAACCUGGCUUCCUUUGAAGAAGUAACUCAGGAAGCUUCAUGGCCUCUCAAGAACCUCAAGGACAAAUAAAUCCAAUCUUUAAGGAUCAUCUCCCUGGUUCUUCUGAUCUUCCUGAACAGAAUAAGCCUGUUGAACCGACGAGUGUCGGGAAGCAAACAUCACACUCUCAUAACUUGCCACCUGGUCUGGAGUACCUGAGCCAGCUGGACCGGAUAAUUAUUCAUCAGCAAGUGGAGCUUCUUGAAGCCUUACUUGGCACAGAGACCUGCAGCAAAUAUGAAAUAAAAAACCAUUUGGGACAAAGAGUUUACUUUGCAGUGGAAGAAAAUGGUUGCUUUGAUCGUAACUUCUGUUCGCCUAUAAGGUCUUUUACCAUAAGGAUUGCUGAUAACACAGGCCGAGAAGUGAUUACAGUGAAUAGACCCUUGAGAUGCAACAGCUGCUGGUUCCCAUGCUUCCUGCAAGAGUUAGAAGUUCAGUCCCCACCAGGUACAAUAGCUGGGUAUGUUGUCCAGAACUGGGACCCCUUUCUGCCUAAAUUUACUAUACAGAAUGAAAGCAAAGAAGAUGUACUAAAAAUAAUUGGCCCAUAUACAACUUGUGGCUGUUUUGAAGAUGUUGUCUUUGAGGUAAAAGCUCUCAAUGAAAUGUCAACAAUUGGCAAAAUUUCCAAGUACUGGUCUGGAUUUGUAAACAAUGUAUUUACCAACACUGCCAACUUUGGGAUCCAGGUCCCAGUAGAUCUUGAUGUGAGAAUCAAGGCAGUAAUGAUUGGUGCUUGUUUCCUUAUUGACUUAAUGUUCUUUGAAAAUUCUUUGGAUGGAUUAUAACAAGAUGAUAGAAACAAUAAAAUAUGCAGAAUGUGUUUCAAAAUCCCCUGAGCUUUGGACAUGAUUUUGAACUGCACAGAUCCAUGUUCCCUGUAGGAAAAGGAGCUACUGAUGAUGUUUAUUAAAAUGUCUCAUGUAAAUAAUAAUAUCCCACUUAUGUUUUAUAUGCAUUGUAGCUAAACAUACACUUUUCAUACAGAGCACUGUUGCUUUGCUGUUCUCUUCUCCCUCUUUUGAUGUUUCUGCAUGAGAAAUCAUGAAAGAUUAGACUAAGACUUGUAGCAUCACUGAUGAAAGUCUAUAUUUAGAGAAUCCUUUGAUGUUCUGCAAUUGCUAGUACUAGUUAUCAACCAUGUGAGGGUGUGUUCUGGGGGUUUUGCUUUGGCAUUUUCACAAUUUUAAAGUCAUUUUCUGAUUUGUUGGUUAAUUAAUAGUAACAAAAUGAGUUCGAUAGUAACAACUAUAAAGACAUCACCCAAUGGGAAGUUAAAUAUGGUGUCUAUUUAGGGAGUUGUAAGAAGGGAACAGAGAUUUGCUAGUGAUUUAAUUUUAUGGCAAAGAUUUAUUUAAUGAGGGACUGCUAAAAAUAAGGCUUGCGGAGCUAGACUUGGGAACUAAACUGUGUUCAAAAAAUCUGGACUGCCACUGCUUGUAUUGAAGGCAGGCAAUAAGGUCUAUGUGCUGGAUGCACACAAAUCACCGUUUGCACAGCCCCGUGCCGGGCAUGCUUGCUCCUGUCCCCUUGGGGAUUCCACUAAAAGCUUUCUUUUCAUCUUCAUAAUAUCUGGUGAUUGAUAACUUUUCUUUCAGCCCUGCCUGAGGCCAACCUAGAGCAAACUCCUCCUAGGGACAGAAUCAUUCUCUUCCUCUGGCGAACUCAGGUAUUUUCUAUGAUAGGGCUGUGAAGCAGGAGAUUUUGUAUUUACUUCAGACAGCAGAGAACUGAAAUACAGAGCUAUACCUUCAGGUCAGAGCUGUGUGGGUACUGCCAAGAAAGCUCACAAAUAGUCAGUGGCUUGACUGUUUCAGAGGGCUCUUCACUCCUACAGUCACACCUGGUAACACUUAACUCUUCACGACCUUUCAUGCCAACAUGCUUUUACUUGUACAAGUAAGUUUAGAGAACAGCUUUCCUUUACAGAAGCAUUCAUGAUAUAUAUAAUAUGUAAGACAUAUACAGAAAAGAUUAUUUGUUGCAAAAUAUUUGCUGUAUGAACUUGCUUAUGCCUUGUUCUCUCUUUAAAAAUUCCAGUGAGUCCUUCAAGAAGAAAAACAGUACCAUAAAAUAUUGGUGAUAAGUAGACAAAAAAUAACACAGUCACCACAGUUUCCUAGGGGAACAUUUUACAAAUCACCUGGAAUGCUGGAUUUUUUUAGCAUGAAAUAGUAAUUGAAUUCUUGUAAAUAACCAACACAUCAACGGAAAGGAAAGGAGAUGAUGAAUAAUUCAUAAAAAUGAAAAAGAGCUAAAUUUAUCAGGUGAUUAAUUCUCAACAAAUAUUUAGACUAAUUCUAAAUUAAUGCUCAUGGAUAUGAAUUCAAACACAGUGAAGCCAGGAAGUUGCAGCUAAUAUUCCUAUAGUGAAAUUAACUCAGGAAUGUUUAUAGAUUUAAACUGUAUGUUUUAGAUUAUGUGCCACACUUCUGUAUUUAUAUAGAUUUACAUAUAUGUCUUGAAAAUGAUUGUGGUUAAUAAGCUCUGACAAUCAUCAUUAUCUGUUAACCACUUCACUGCUAGCUCUUGCUGCAAUUUUUAGCUGUGCAAUCAGGCUGGAAUCUGCAGAAGUUAUGAACUCCGCAGGGAAACACUGCUGGCACCUUUCUCAGGAGAAAGCACCCGGCACUAUUGCUAUGAGCUUUGUGGGCAAGAAGCUCCCUCGUGUGGAAACUUUUAGUUUUGCAGAAGAAUACAGAUGGCAGCAGAUCCUAUUUGCCAUCCUUGCUAGUUUCACGCUGGUGUAAUUCUACUAAAAACAGGCCUCUCAAUCCUGACUUACUCCAAUGCAGAUUGAGCAAAAGAGACAGAAUUGCUAUUUUAAUUCAUCCCUCUGAAUCCUGCUGCCAUCCUAGGCAAUUGUAGCAUUGUAGCAAUGAUCUUGCAACUUUCUAGGUGCAAUACCAUGUUCUUCAGCUAUUGUUGAACUGUGUGUGUCUGAACACCCGACCAGCUGAACGAAGUGCCUGAUGAGAGUGGCAGGCUGCUGUGCUCAUGUGCCAUGUGUCCUCUGCAAUAGCUGGGAUUUGUAUGACCCUUAGCAAGCUAACAGCGUCUUCAAAGCAAGUAUGUCCACCCCCAUGGAAGUCAGUACAAAACAGGGUCUUAUUUCCCAGCAGGGCUGAAUUUGGCCGUAAGUGUCCACAUAUGCUGUGUAGGUAAGCAAUAUAUACCUAUAUAUGUUCUUUAUAUAUUGUAACCAGAUGAUAGUACUGUAUUUCUUGCAUUUAGUGACUUUGUUGCUAUUUUGUGUUAGCAUGCCUUAAAAAGAAAAAAAAAAGAAAAAAAAAAAAGAAAAUGUAACACUUGCAUAUUUGCGUGAAUAGGCUUGAAUGCCCCUGUCCACCUACCCCCUACCGACCUACCAAAAAGACCUGAGGGUCUUUUUGCUUUCUGUACCCAGUGACAGCUUUUGGGACAUGCAGGAACUGGUUCAGUCCCUGAAUAAAACAAAGCACUGGCUCGGCUGCAGCUUUUGCUUGCUAGAACUUCCUCAGCAGCCUGUUUCACUUUGGUCAUAUCCUUUAGUAUUUUGGUAGUGCCAGUGCCAGCAUUUUUGCACUGGAAGCUGCUUCAGCUAAACCACAGUGGCCAUACAAGUGCAGCUCUGCAUCCUAGCAAUGAUAAUGGUGAUGUUCUCAGUCACUAUUACUAAAGAAAAUUCAACAUAUACAAACACUUAUAAAAGCUGCACUUGUAAAAAAAACUGGUAACUCUUUCUUAUUAAUAGCAAUGCAUUUCAUGUUAUGAGUGCUCUAUAUCCUCUUUACAAAACCCACUUUUCACUGUUCCUCCACUGGUUAGGAGUGGCUUCUCAAAGGAGAAUUCAGUAUUCCCCCAAAGGAGGGCAGAUAUUCUCUAAAGCAAAAUUACAUACUUACACAACUGCUGUAGUUAAGAGAUAAAAACAGAAACUCUCCUGAACAUCAUCUAGAGGGAAAUGUUUGCUCUAAUGAAAGAGAUAUUUUAGCAAAUCCAGCAAAACAGCUUUUCACACUUGAUGACUAGCCAAACUAUAAAACUGUGUAGUAUAUAAUUCCUAUGUUCAGUAGAUGGCAGCAACAGUUCAUUAUUGCAACACUUAACUUUCCACAGGUCACAAGCUGUUCGCAGGAUGGCAAUUAAAGAUCAACCCACCUUUAACCUGUAAUUGUUUUCUACCCUUAAUGGGAAGAUUUUAUUUAUUUGUUGUUGUCUCAUAUUACACGUCAUCGUUUUGGGCCUUGGGGCUCUUUUGACUAACCCAAAACCUAUUUUCUGUUCCUGGACACUCUCUGGUGUUUCCACAGGCAGAGAGGCUCUAGCUCACAGGUCUGAGGAAGACAUCGACGGGCAGAAAAGGGGAGAGCCCCUAGCCCAGGCUCUUCCUCACCUCCUGCAGAAAUGGAAAGUGCUGUGUCCAAGGUCCAUGCGGUGGGAAGGAGCUAACUAAAAGGAAUAGCUUUGUGGUGUGGGCCUAAGAAAUGUGGAAGGUUUCUGUGGGUAAAAUAACUUUGCCUCCAAGUCCUAUGACCCUAAUUCCACCAGCAUGCUGUCCUGGGUGCAGAGGGAUGGAAACCCCAAGCAGCAACACAAGCCCAGGUGACACAGGUGCCAAGGAGGCAGCUGGUUGCUACUUUGCCCAUGGGAAGACCAACCACUUUUUGUAAGAGAAUGGCAACAUCUGUGAGAUCUCUUGGUUAUCCAGUAAUCUGGGGGUGGCAAAGAGGACUUUUUGUGCACAUUGGGAAAAAAAAAUUGUCUUAAACUAAUUGUGUUAUUUGUUUUAGAAUUAGACAAACCCACAAAUGAUUCAAAAUCAAAAUUUUCUUAUAGUCAUCGAAGUGGUACCUGUUCAAAAAAAAAAAAAAGAAAAAAGAAAAAAGAUAUGCAAUUUCCUCCUACUGACUCUCCUCUUAAUUGCAUUAAUGGUAUGUUCUGUGUUAGACUGAUACAUUAAAGAUGAUCUUUGAAUUAAA